CUGCUGACGUCACGCGGCGGCGUGCGGGCCCCGCCCCUGCCGGCGUCACGGCGCACGCCGCGAGGAUGCCAUAGGAGGCGGUGCAGGUGCGCGAGGUCUGCGUCGCGUCGUGGUCCACGCAGGAGCCAUGAGCGGCCCGGGAAACCUGAUGGACUUCUUGGACGAGCCGUUCCCCGACGUGGGGACCUACGAGGACUUCCACACCAUCGACUGGCUGCGGGAGAAGUCGCGGGACACCGACCGGCACAGGAAGAUCACCAGCAGGAGCAGGGAGUCCGUGUGGGAGUUCGUCAAGAGCUUGCUGGACGCCUGGUCGGGGUGGGCGGUGAUGCUGCUCAUCGGGCUGCUGGCAGGCACCCUGGCCGGGGUCAUCGACCUGGCCGUGGACUGGAUGACCGACCUGAAGGAGGGCGUGUGCCUGUCCGCCUUCUGGUACAGCCACGAGCAGUGCUGCUGGACGUCCAACGAGACCACGUUCGAGGACCGCGACAGGUGCCCGCAGUGGCAGACGUGGUCGGAGCUGCUGGUGAACCGGUCGGAGGGGGCCAGCGCCUACGUCCUCAACUACCUGAUGUACAUCCUGUGGGCGCUGCUCUUUGCCUUCCUGGCCGUGUCCCUGGUGCGCGUCUUCGCGCCCUACGCCUGCGGCUCCGGGAUCCCGGAGAUCAAGACCAUCCUGAGCGGCUUCAUCAUCCGGGGCUACCUGGGCAAGUGGACGCUGCUCAUCAAGACGGUCACCCUGGUGCUGGUGGUGUCGUCCGGGCUCAGCCUGGGCAAGGAGGGGCCGCUGGUGCACGUGGCCUGCUGCUGCGGGAACCUCUUCAGCGGCCUCUUCUCCAAGUACAGCCGCAACGAGGGCAAGAGGCGGGAGGUGCUGUCGGCCGCCGCCGCCGCGGGCGUCUCCGUGGCCUUCGGGGCCCCGAUCGGGGGUGUGCUGUUCAGCCUGGAGGAGGUCAGCUACUACUUCCCCCUGAAGACGCUGUGGAGGUCCUUCUUCGCGGCCCUGGUGGCGGCCUUCACGCUGCGGUCCAUCAACCCCUUCGGCAACAGCCGGCUGGUGCUGUUCUACGUGGAGUACCACACGCCCUGGUACAUGGCCGAGCUGCUCCCCUUCAUCCUGCUGGGCGUCUUCGGGGGCCUGUGGGGGGCGCUGUUCAUCCGCGGCAACAUCGCCUGGUGCCGGAGGCGCAAGACCACCCGGCUGGGCCGGUACCCGGUGCUGGAGGUGCUGGCGGUCACGGCCGUCACGGCCGUCGCCGCCUACCCGAACCCCUACACGCGGCGCAGCACCAGCGAGCUCAUCUCCGAGCUGUUCAAUGACUGCGGCGCCCUGGCGUCCUCCCAGCUCUGCGACUACGUCAGCGACCCCAACAUGACCCGGCCGCUGGACGACAUCCCCGACCGGCCGGCCGGGCGCGGGGUCUACACCGCCAUGUGGCAGCUGGCCCUGGCGCUGGUCUUCAAGGUCGUCAUCACCGUCUUCACCUUCGGCAUGAAGAUCCCCUCGGGCCUCUUCAUCCCCAGCAUGGCCGUGGGCGCCAUGGCGGGCAGGAUGGUGGGCGUGGGCGUGGAGCAGCUGGCCUACCAUCACCACGACUGGAUCGUCUUCAGGAACUGGUGCCGGCCCGGCGCCGACUGCGUCACGCCCGGACUCUACGCCAUGGUGGGCGCCGCGGCGUGCCUAGGCGGCGUGACCAGGAUGACCGUGUCCCUGGUGGUCAUCAUGUUCGAGCUGACCGGCGGCCUGGAGUACAUCGUGCCCCUGAUGGCGGCGGCCGUGACCAGCAAGUGGGUGGCCGACGCCUUCGGGAAGGAGGGCAUCUACGAGGCGCACAUCCACCUGAACGGGUACCCGUUCCUGGACGUCAAGGACGAGUUCACGCACCGCACGCUGGCCACGGACGUCAUGCGGCCCCGGCGCGGGGAGCCGCCGCUGUCGGUGCUCACCCAGGACGGCAUGACCGUGGAGGACGUGGAGGCGCUCAUCAAGGACACCGACUACAACGGCUUCCCGGUGGUGGUGUCCCGGGACUCCGAGCGCCUCAUCGGCUUCGCCCAGAGGAGGGAGCUCAUCCUGGCCAUCAAGAAUGCCCGGCAGCGGCAGGACGGCGUGGUGAGCAGCUCCGUCACGUACUUCACGGAGGAGCCCCCGGAGCUGCCGGCCAACAGCCCGCAGCCCCUGAAGCUGCGGCGCAUCGUGAACCUCAGCCCCUUCACCGUCACGGACCACACGCCCAUGGAGACCGUGGUGGACAUCUUCCGCAAGCUGGGGCUGCGGCAGUGCCUGGUGACGCGCAGCGGGAGGCUCCUUGGCAUCAUCACCAAGAAGGACGUGCUGAGACACAUGGCCCAGAUGGCCAACCAGGACCCCGAAUCCAUCAUGUUUAACUAGCAGCCAGGGGGCCUCAGUGCUGUGGGGCUCGUGGGUGGGUGUCCAGGCUAUGGUUUGUGUGCAGACGUAGGACACAAAUGCCCAUCAGGAAACUUGACGCUGUCUCCUCCAGGCUGAUGUCUGUAACCUCGGAGCACAGGGAAGCUUCGAGCGCAAAGGCCAAAGAGGGGGUAUCGGCUGGUCGUCCGUGUCAUCCCUGCCGGGGCUUCAUUGGCUCGUUGCUGUUCCUUGUGUGUGGAACUGGCAGGAAGCUGGGGUCAGGAGCCAGAGGUGGGAAUUGAACUCGGAUACUCCAGUGUGGAUGAUGGUUGAUGACUCAGCGGUCAUGUGAUAAUGAUGAGUCGGCAGAAAUGUCCUGAGGACUGACCAGGUAUGUCAUAACGAUGACUCCUCAGGUACGUCAUAGUGAUGACUCGCCAGAAAUUUCACAGUGACUCACCAGGUACAUAACAGUGAUGACUCCGCAGGUAUGUGAUAAUGAUGUGUCAGCAGAAAUUAUUGAGGACUACCAUGUACAUCAAAACGAUGACUCAUCAGGUGUGUCAUAGUGAUGACUCAACAGAAAUUUCACAGUGACUUACCAGGUACAUAGUAGUGAUGACUCAGCAGGUAUGUGAUAAUGAUGAGUCAGCAGAAAUUUCCUGGGGACUGAUCAGGUACGUCAUAGUGUUGACUCAGCAGAAAUUUCACACUGACUCACUGCCUGGCCAAACACCACCCGCUUUGGUUUUCCAAUAGAAUGAAAUUCACAGUCUUGUUCCUAGCACCAAAGUAUUGAGUGACAAACCCUUCUGUCAGUGUUGUUAUUGGGGUUUCCAUGGAACAUUUGCAACUGAAACUGGAUUCUUCUGGACUUGAAUCCCUAAAAAAGUCAAAGACACUGCAUGGUAGUUCUCCUCUUCUCUGCGUGUGGCUCCCCUCGGAGCUGGCCUGUCAUGGGAAAACACGGUUCUGUCAUAGCCUGUCUCUUAUAUGUCAUCCCAGCACCCUGCUAGCCGAAACAAGGUUCUUCCGAAGGGAACACAAAGCAAUGGUGCCGCAGCCAAGGGUCACGGAAUCUGCGGACGACUUCCCAUUUAGUGCCGCUGAGGCCAUGGAGAAGGACGAGGGGACAGGUGGCCUUGGGCGGGGAUCACCCAGGGGAACUUGGGAGCUGUGCGUGUGUUCUGAAUGCUGGCUGUCAUGUCUACGGCCAUACCACCCUGAACGCGCCCGAUCUCGUCUGAAUGAUGGCUGUCAGACAGUUGUAGGGCUUUCUGGAUAUUUCCUAGUCAGUUUUUAACGUUAAAAAAAAAAAUCCUAUAAAUAGUGGAGGAGGCGUUCUUCCGUGAGGAACAUCACCGAUUUCUUUUUCUCUCUAUCCCUAAGGAAAUGGGUUGGCCCAAUAAAGGGCAUCUUGAAAAUGAAAAAAAAAAAAAGAA
Molecule: messenger RNA, 3813 nt
Organism: Oryctolagus cuniculus (rabbit)
Lineage: Eukaryota; Metazoa; Chordata; Mammalia; Lagomorpha; Leporidae
Source: RefSeq, a predicted model, not a curated record